Messenger RNA from Acipenser ruthenus (sterlet), 1405 nucleotides. RefSeq names its product protein jagged-1b-like. Gene Ontology annotation, biological process: heterophilic cell-cell adhesion; cell communication; establishment or maintenance of epithelial cell apical/basal polarity. Gene Ontology annotation, molecular function: calcium ion binding. The annotation marks the transcript as partial. Gene Ontology annotation, cellular component: protein-containing complex; plasma membrane. The record is from RefSeq and is a predicted model, not a curated record. Lineage: Eukaryota; Metazoa; Chordata; Actinopteri; Acipenseriformes; Acipenseridae. The transcript has 11 exons.
AGAUCGUACUCCCUGAUCCUGGAAGCUCUGGACUAUGAUAACAGCACCUCCGGGCCAGCUCUGGAGCAGCUGAUCGAGCGGGUGACUCACUCGGGGAUGCUGAACCCCGGCGAGUGGCAGCCUCUGCGUCACCACGGCCGAGUCGCCAGCGUGGAAUACAAGGUGCGCGUCCACUGUGGGGAGAACUACUUCGGGCCGUUCUGCAACAAGUUCUGCCGGGCUCGCGAUGACUUCUUCGGGCACCAUGUCUGCGACGCCGGGGGCAACAGGGUCUGCAGCGAAGGCUGGAUGGGAGUGGAGUGCCGGCAAGCUAUUUGCAAGCAAGGCUGUCACCCGGUGCAUGGGUACUGCAAGCAGCCUGGAGAGUGCAGGUGUCACUAUGGCUGGCAGGGCCCGAACUGUGAGGAGUGUGUCACGUUCCCGGGCUGUGUGCAUGGCUCCUGCACCGAGCCCUGGAAAUGCGUGUGCGACACCAACUGGGGAGGCCUGCUCUGCAACAAGGAUCUGAAUUACUGCGGCACUCACCAGCCCUGUCUGAACAGGGGCACCUGUGUCAACACUGAGCCCAACGAGUACCAGUGUAUCUGUGAGGAGGGCUUCCGGGGGCGGACCUGCGAGAUCGUGGAGCAUGCCUGUCUGUCCAGCCCCUGUGCUAAUGGAAGCACCUGCGUUGAAGACUCUUCUGGAUUCCAGUGCCUGUGUCCUGCGGGCUGGAGUGGACCCACCUGCACGGAGGACACAGACGAGUGCGUGCCCAGCCCCUGUGCCCACGGAGGGACUUGCCAGGACCUGCACAAUGGAUUUCAGUGCAGCUGCCCGCCACAGUGGACUGGCAAGACCUGCCAGCUGGACGCUGACGAGUGUGAGCUGCAGCUGUGUGUGAACGCGCUGGCCUGCAGGAAUCUCAUUGGAGGAUAUUUCUGUGUCUGCGCUCCAGGGUGGAGCGGACAGAACUGUGACAUGUGGAACGAUCCCUGCCCUGGAGAGUGCCAGCAUGGGGGGCAGUGUGAGGACUCGCCGAGUGGCCACAGAUGUCACUGCCUGCCGGGAUACACAGGGCUGUACUGCCAGACCAGGCUGGGUGAAUGUGCUAGCACCCCCUGCCUGAACGGAGGUCUCUGUACAGACCUGGAGGUUGGAUUCCUGUGUCACUGUGCAAUGGGUUUCACUGGCAAACACUGCGAGGUGGUGCUGGACCUGUGCAGUUCCAACCCUUGCCAGCAGGAGUCGCUGUGCCAGAGCACCGAGGGUGGCUUUCUGUGUGCCUGUCCCGAGGGCUACGAAGGCAAGGACUGCAUGAGCCUGAAGGACCCCUGCCAUGGAGCGCACUGCCAAGGUAGGCCAAGGGGAUGCCUGUUUAGAACAGGGCACCACACAGUCACGUUCACAUUCAUUUUAGGCAGUU